This is a messenger RNA of Microdochium trichocladiopsis, 1322 nucleotides long. RefSeq names its product dienelactone hydrolase. The record is from RefSeq and is a predicted model, not a curated record. Bases 134 to 934 code for a protein of 266 amino acids. Gene Ontology annotation, molecular function: hydrolase activity. The transcript has 4 exons. NCBI's taxonomy places the organism in Eukaryota, Fungi, Ascomycota, Sordariomycetes, Xylariales, Microdochiaceae.
CACGCCUCGCAACAUCGUCGUGUUCACUUGUAACCCCCAAGCACCGUGGCACCGACCUGUCUCUACCACAGUUCCCCUCAAUUGCCACUGACAGUUAUCCCCCGGUUGCAGACGUUGCGUCCAGAUCGUCGCCAUGGUCCAAGUUGCCCGUCUCCUCGCUCUCGUGAGCGCAGCUCCCCUAGUCGUGGCCAGCGCACUGCUGCCUCCUCACAAGUGCCCUGUCGUCGACACUUCGAUCGUGGCUCACACCGGCGCGGCUGUUGGCAAAGUCAAGGACGUGGAGGGCGUCGACUUGUACAUCACGGGCCCCAAGAAGUCCAAGACGGCUGUGUUGUACCUCACUGAUGUGUUUGGCAUCCAGCUCAACGAGAACAAGCUGCUCGCCGACAGCUUCGGCCGUGCAGGCUUUCUGACCGUGGCACCCGACAUGUUCCAAGGCCAGCCCGCGCCCGGGGACAUCAACGGCACGCCCGACUUCGACCUCGAGCAGUUCCUCUAUGACCACCGCCCCGAGAUCACAGACCCCAUCAUCGCGUCCACCAUCAACUACAUGCGCGACACACUGAAGGUCGAGAAGAUCGCCAUCACCGGCUACUGCUUCGGAGGCCGCUACUCAUUCCGCUUCAUCGCGGACGGCAAGGGCGGUGACGUCGGCUUCGCAGCCCACCCGAGUCUGCUUGAGAAUCCCGAGGUCGAGGCCAUCACCAAGCCCAUCUCGGUAGCUGCCGCUCAGAACGAUGAUCUCCUUCCCGCGCCCGCGAGACACGCCCUCGAGGAUCUGCUCAUGUCCACUGGCCAAGAAGCCACCUUCGCCACUUACGGCGGCACCCAGCAUGGCUUUGGCGUCCGCGCCAACGUGACUGAUCCCAGGCAGAAGUUUGCCAAGGAGGAGGCUUUCAUCCAAGCCGUGCGCUUCUUCCAGAAUUGGGUCUAGUCGCAGAGCUGCACGCGAGAGUUUGCGAGAACUGCCAAGUCAGAGAUGGGUUGAAGUGGUGCUAUGGUCGACUCCCCUACUCUGCUCGUGACUCAAGAGCUUUAUUAGAUUGCGUCCUUAGAUAUAGCUAUAGUUAUGUUUAGCACAAAUAUCUACUUCCAGGAUGAGCGCUACGACUUAUGGGCUACGAACCACGUGAAUAGGAGUCGCGCACCAAUGCGUUCCGCAUGACGUACAGCUCGAGGAAGAUGUGACACUGCAGCAAGCAUAAUUAGGUCGGGAAGGAGUAUAAUGAGGCGCCGGUGUGAAUAAGUUGAGUAUCAAAGAGGUAGAAUGCCUCUUACUUGCGUCGUAGUAGGGUGGUCAACUAUUAGGUUCUGAAGUACAC